GUGACAAUCUCGAUGCUAUCCAUGACAUAACUGUGGCAUACCCCCAAAACAUUCCUCAGACGGAGAAGCACCUUUUAAAUGGAAACUUCCCAAAGGAGAUUCACUUCCACGUCCAGAGAUAUCCCAUAGAGACAGUGCCCACUUCUAAGGAGGAGCUGCAGCUUUGGUGCCGGAAACGUUGGGAAGAGAAGGAGGAGAGACUCCGUCACUUCUACGAAGGUGGAAAAUGCUUCAGUGCAACAGGGCAAAGCAUUAUCCCACCGUGUAAAUCUGAGCUCAGGGUCCUCAUGGUUAAGUGCAUCUCGAUCCUGUACUGGACGGUGUUCCCUCUGGGUAUGCUGGCACUGCUGUACCUCUACAGCUUUGCACGAUGGUAUUUUGCAGCCAUGAUCAUCUUUUUUGUUGGGCAGCAAAAGGUAUUUGGUGGGCUGGAACUAAUUGAACUCGCUUGUCAUCGAUAUUUUAAAAAGCAACAGAAAUUUCAUGACCCAAAAAUAAAAAGCAAUUAG
Messenger RNA from Eurypyga helias (sunbittern), 509 nucleotides. RefSeq names its product lysocardiolipin acyltransferase 1 (gene LCLAT1). Gene Ontology annotation, cellular component: endomembrane system. The transcript has a single exon. NCBI's taxonomy places the organism in Eukaryota, Metazoa, Chordata, Aves, Eurypygiformes, Eurypygidae. The annotation marks the transcript as partial. Gene Ontology annotation, molecular function: acyltransferase activity. The record is from RefSeq and is a predicted model, not a curated record.